This is a messenger RNA of Diaporthe batatas, 1621 nucleotides long. RefSeq lists its product as uncharacterized. Bases 317 to 1621 code for a protein of 434 amino acids. Gene Ontology annotation, molecular function: heme binding; peroxidase activity. The transcript has 2 exons. Gene Ontology annotation, biological process: response to reactive oxygen species; cellular response to oxidative stress; hydrogen peroxide catabolic process. NCBI's taxonomy places the organism in Eukaryota, Fungi, Ascomycota, Sordariomycetes, Diaporthales, Diaporthaceae. The record is from RefSeq and is a predicted model, not a curated record.
GAAAGUGUGUACAGAGGCAGUAGCCAAGAGUCUUUGUGUUUGAAACUACAGUGAUAUGGAAUGCCAUUUCACAACUUGAGGGUCUACAUGUCGUCCGAGCAUGUUGUGGUGAGAGGAAGAGCAGGCCGGCCAGAAUAUAAAUAUCACGAGACGCCCUCACCAGCACAAUAAUGUUGCCAAUACUAGGACCAUCACCUUCGUUCAUCACAUCGUCCCUCUUUCUUCAACCGAUCUGACCUCCAAUCCGGACCUUGCCCGAGCCUUAUUUUCCUUCUUUUGUGCUCAGUCACCCAUUACCAACUACUACAAGACUACGAUGAAGUUCUCGGCUCUGACUACUGCCUGCGUAGGCGCAACAUUUGUUGGCAACGCUGUAGCGCACCCGGGCAUGACCAAAAUUGUCGAAGAAAUCAAGGCCAACAUCAUGUCCCGCCAGGGCGGGCCAGUCGACCCAAGCCUCAACUCCAACGAGCUCAUCGGCGACCUGACCACCUUGCAGGACAGCCAGCUCACACCCGUUGGCAAGGACAUCAAGGCGGUGAUCCUUCACCAGGCCAACGGCGAGAGCUUGGAGACGUAUCCCAACGUCCCCAGGCUGGGCACACCGCAGUGCAAGGCUGACACGUGCUGCGUGUGGCAAUAUAUCGCCAACGAGAUGGUCACCGCCUUCAAGGGGCCGUCUGGCAGGUGCACCAACGCGGCCAGGGCGGCGGUCCGCCUCGGGUUCCAUGACGCGGCCGGGUGGUCCAAGAAUACCGGGCCUGACGGCGGCGCUGAUGGAUCAAUCAUACUCAACUCGGACGAGAUCCGGCGCCCGGGAAACCGUGGCCUCGAGGAAAUCGUGACGCUGACCCAGGUCUGGUUCAACAAGUACAAGGGCUACGGCAUCUCGGCAGCAGACCUUAUCCAGAUGGGGGCAAAUGUUGCGACUGUAGUCUGUCCCCUCGGGCCUCGCACCAAGACCUACAUCGGGCGCAAGGACAACCCCAAGCCUGCCAGGGACGGCCUCCUCCCGCCCGUCGACGGAAGUGCCGACUUCCUGAUCAAGCUGUUCCAAGACAAGACCAUCCAGCCCAACGGCCUGGUGGCGCUUCUCGGUGCGCACUCGACGGCUCAGCAACGGUUCGUCGACCCCCGCCGGGCCGGUGAUCCUCAGGACAGCACCCCGGGGGUCUGGGACAUGCUCUACUACAACGAGACCAUCAACCCCAACGCACCCGCCCGCGUGUUCAAGUUCGCCAGCGACAUCAAGCUGGCCGCAGACCCGAGGAUGAGCAGGCUGUUCACUGCCUUUGCCGCACCCAACAACGCCGCGCAGCUGCCGUGGAACCUUCUUUAUGCCCGCGAGUAUGUGCGCCUCAGCCUGCUGGGCGUCAACAACAUCAACUCGCUCACGGACUGCACCAAGGUGCUCCCCCAGCCGGUCAGGACCUUUGUGCCCAGCGACAGGUGCGAGGUCAAGACGUGGAUGUCGUCUAGCAAGAACGUGCCGGCCAUUGCCAACGCGCUCCUGGAAGGCAAGCUCAUCACUUCCGUCCCGGGGCUGGCAAGCCUGUUGAGCAACAUCCUGGGUGGGCUGCUUGGGCUCAUCGGCAUCGGCCGCCAGGGUUCAAGCUGCUGA